CAUUGAACGCCCGAAGGCGCGAAACGUAGUCGUUGCCGUUCUUAUCAGUGCUCGGAGCACGAAUUUUCCCAUUAACUUGGAGUCCGGAUAGCAGAUAAAUUACUAAUUUAUAUAAAUUUGCCGUUUCAAUAUGACGGCAAGCAAGCAGCAAGAGGCCGAGGCCGAGCAUGAUCCCCAGGUGGUAGUCACUCCUGCAGAUGCUACGCACAGCUCUCGCCAUGACAAGGGCCUGUGGCGGGAUCUUACCUCCUACUGGAUACUGGGUCUGUGCAAUAACUAUGGCUAUGUGGUGAUGCUGAGUGCUGCCCAUGAUAUUAUCAAACAGUUUAAUCCGAAUGACGAGGCUGCUGAAAGCGAUUCGGGUAGAAAUUGCCAUUUGGUGUCCACUGGCGCCAUAUUGUUGGCCGAUGUGCUACCCUCGCUUUUUGUCAAGAUGCUGAUGCCCUUCUUUCCCUUUUGGGUUAACUUUCGCAUUGCCCUUGCUGUAAUCUUCUCGGCCGCCGGUUUCCUGCUGGUGGGAUUCGCUGAAGCCGAAUGGAUGGCCCUUCUGGGUGUGAUCAUCACCUCGGCCAGCAGUGGAAUCGGAGAGACCACUUUUCUGGCCUAUUCUUCGCGCUACAACAAGAAUGUGAUAUCCACCUGGUCCUCCGGUACUGGUGGCGCCGGUGUCAUCGGUUCCCUGAGCUAUGCCAGUUUGAGAUCUUUAGACUUCAGUCCAAGGGAUACCAUGCUUAUAAUGCUGAUCUUCCCAGCCAUCGAAGCCUUUGCCUUCUGGCUGCUCCUCCGCCGUCCCCAGGUCGACAUCCUUCCGGUCACCACUGUUGAGUCCACUGAGGUCCUGAUCUCCGACGAGAAGCCGCUGGUUGGCUUCAAAGAGAAGUUCUUCUACAUCAAGCAUCUCGUCAAGUACAUGCUGCCCCUUUGUCUGGUGUACUUCUUCGAGUACUUCAUCAACCAGGGAUUGUUUGAGCUGGUUUACUUUGAGGACAUUUUCCUGGACAAGGACUCGCAGUACCGCUGGCUGAAUGUGGACUAUCAGAUUGGUGUCUUCAUUUCACGGUCAUCGGUGAAUGUCUUCCAGCUGGACAAGAUCUGGCUAAUGUCCAUCUUCCAGUUCAUCAAUGUGAUCUACUUCCUCACCGAGGUCAUUUGGUGGUACACCCCCAGUAUCUGGAUUGUGUUUGCCAUUGUCCUUUGGGAGGGUCUUCUCGGUGGCGGUGCCUAUGUAAACACCUUCUAUAAGAUGUCCAAGGAGAUCUCACCGGAGCGCCAGCAAUUCGCAAUGGCCAUGGUGGUCCAGUCGGAUUCCUAUGGCAUCGCCCUGGCCGGUUUCCUUGCCAUUCCCGUUCACAACGCCAUCUGCGGUCUGCCGGCGGCAGUACGUAGCGUUGUCUGGUGAUCGGAGAAUGGGAUCUAGAUCAGAAUCAGGAUCAGAUUAUGCCUUUACUGUGUGCAUGUGUAGCUAAUUAAGUGUGUGUGUCUGUGCAUGUCCCGAUAGUAUUAGCCACUGAGUGUGACUCCCAGGAGCCAGGUGCGUAGAUGUUAGCUAGUUGAUAUGCUGCUCCUGUUCGCCUACUCUAAGCCUAGUUUAAACGACAAAAAUAUAAAGUUAUUGCUCUUAAAAGCGGUAUUUUA
This is a messenger RNA of Drosophila kikkawai, 1635 nucleotides long. RefSeq names its product CLN3 lysosomal/endosomal transmembrane protein, battenin (gene Cln3). The record is from RefSeq and is a predicted model, not a curated record. Lineage: Eukaryota; Metazoa; Arthropoda; Insecta; Diptera; Drosophilidae. Gene Ontology annotation, biological process: lysosome organization; regulation of intracellular pH. Gene Ontology annotation, cellular component: membrane; lysosome.